CGAUAUGCAUAUAAACACUUACACAGUCCUUCGUAGUUAGAUUUUGAAAAGCCUACCCUUAAAAUACAUAAAAGUAGCAUCGCUGUGCUGCACCUCCAUAGCAGGAAACAAAUCCUACUCACUCAUCCACAAACAGAAAUUGUCAAACACGUGCUGGAGGGGAGAUGCGAGUGUUGGGUCGCUAAGUGCUCUGCUCCCUCCCCCCUGUUUCUCCAUCGCCAACCCUCCCUUUCCUUCCUCCCCCUUGUUCACCUUGUCUGUUCUCGCUUUUAUUGUUGCGUCAGAGCCAAAGCGAGGCAGCCACGAGAGAAGCAUGCCGGGGGAGAGCGCUCACAGAUCCGUCCCUGCCAACGAGCAUCCAGGACAGGGAGAGAAUGACACCGGGCUUCCUGGACCAGGUAAAAGCAGACACCCGUCCACAGCUUCUACACCCAGUGACAGUGGCUCCUCCAUUUCUGACAGUGGUUCAAGCCCUUCUCCCAGCACUCCCCAGAAACUGCUACUGUCACACACUUCUCCAUUUGGACCCAGACUAUUUCAUGCAACACCCAACUCCACCGGGACUCCAAGACCUCAACCUGAAGGGUCUGACCAUCGGCACAACCUGUCAAGAUUGUCUGGAAAAUUAGGUGGUCAUGGACCUUGUGGCCGCCUUGUCCCUGUUAAAAUGGAGAGAAUCAAAGUCCUGACUGGUUCUGAAGUGGAGAGUGAUUAUCCAGAGCCACAGACCAUGGACACAAGGGUGGUGAUGGGCCAAGAGACAUUCCUCAAACCAUCAGAAAUCUUGAAAGGGACACACUGUGGACAGGCUAACCCCUCAUCUGUCAUGAAAAGCUCGGCUGAAACUCAGACAAAAGCAAACAAGGCUCAGAUUGAAGUGAGUGAUGAAAAGUGCAAAAUUGUAAUUCUGAACAAAGAAGAUAAGAACACAGAGCCUGAUUUACCCUCAACUCUGCACAUUUCCCCUGGAAUCAAUCUUGCAUUACCCUCUCCCGUACCUUCCUCAUGUCUGGGUCAUGUCACAGAUGACGACAAUUUGAUAAAAAAAGAUGAGGGUCAAAGCCUUUCUAAUGUUGAAGUGCCUUCCCAGUCUGUCCGUGAGCAGGCCUGUCCAGUAACUUUGUCCUUUUCUGAGCCAACUUAUUCUGUCGAUCCACUCCGAGUAGGUGUGCCCUCAUCCCUUGACCCUGACUUGUAUUAUACCGCCCCUUCCACUCCAAUCAAGAUGGUGUCACACUCCUCACAUCUUAAACAUCAUUCAUAUCCAGGCUCUCCUGCUUUUGUUCACUCGCCAGGCUUACCCUCAGACAGUGACGACCUCUGCUCCCCUGUAACCUCCCCUUCUGGCUCUUACAUGACAGCUGAGGGAGGAAGCUGGACCUCCUCCUACGCAUCUUCCAACUCCCCUUCCACUUCUCCUAACAUGCUGCUUGCAGAUGACACACAGGAGGCCCGGGCUUGUUUUGUGAGCUCCUUGUCUGAGAUUGGAGAUGAAGUUGGUGAGGACAAGUUGCGCACAAGUCCAGAGCAUGAGGGGGAGAGAGUAGGGGAGUUAUAUAUUAACACCUCUGAUAAUAUAAUUAAUCCACGACUUGGGGUAACCGAUGCAACAAUACUUGAAGAAGAGGAGGCUCAACUUGAUGACAAUGAAGCCAAGAUUUUGAGAGAAAGUUGUCGUCCUCAUUGGGUUACUGAGCAUACGCCACCACCAAGGAGUAGUAGCAGCCAUACUAGUGACUCUCAGGAGGAUGGUGGAGAGUCUGAGAGUUCUCUCUGUCCGCUGGAGGAGACCAGUGCAGGGAAGGGAGAGCACUCCAGAUCCAUUCAUGCUAUUCUCGAUCUGCAACUAGACCCAUGUUUAUCCGAGGUCAAUUACGGACAAACAGUUAAUCAACCAGCGAAAAAGACCUCAGCUGUCACUCCUGAUUUAGCCACAUCCAACCGUAGUCCUGAUUCACCAGUUGCUCACCUGGAUUCUUUCUGUCAUGAAGCCUAUGGUAGACUCGGCCCCAGUUCUUUUAUGUUUCCUCAGGCAGCUUAUGCAGAGAAUUUACCAGAUGAAGAAAGGAUGAUCCCUGUCUCUCUUAUCCCAUUUCCUCCUCACACAAGCCUUAUUUUCAAUGCUGAUUCUUUUGAAAUCACCCUCUUUCCCACAGAAGAUGACAAUGACAUAGUUAUGGAUAGAAAUUCAGGCAAGGAUGUCGAUGCAUAUGCUGCAGGUGAGGAAGAAGCAGAUGUUGAAGAUGAUGAUGAAGAAGAUGACGAUGACUAUGCUUAUGAUGAUGUCAAUGGUAAUAAAUCUGUGGAAGGUGGGCAUGAUGAGGACGAUGAGGAUGAUUAUGAUGAUAAUGACUUUCCUGACAUUGGUGAGGCAGUUGAGGAAGCUAAGGUGGAGUUGAAAGUGGUUGAAGAGGAAGAAGAUGAAGAAGAGCAAGAUGAUGAAGAGGGGGAAUAUGUCAGGAAAGUAGUAGAGGGUGCUACUGAUGAGGACAGCUCUGUCUCCUUUAUUCAUACACUGUCAGAGACAUCUAUAAAUGAAGGUAUGGAUGAUUUCUUCUGUUUUCAAGAUGAUACGGAUGACUCAUUAGACUCUGCCUCCUAUAAUGGGGAGGAAGAUGAACGCCUAUACAGUACUGAGAGGCAUGCACAGUCACUUGAACCAACUACUGAAAUGCAAUCAAAAUCAGAGGAAGGAUAUGACACUGCAGUGGGUCUAUCGGUAUCUUUGUCUCCAAAGCAAAGUCCAGAUUUGAUAGUGAAUCACUUUGAUAAAAGUUGUCCUUCUGCUGACAUGUCUGCCGAGUCCAGUGAAAUAGAACACAAAUCAGCAGAAGUACCAGGCUGUUGCAAUUCAUUAGCUCAAGCAAAAUCUGCACAAAUGGAUGGCAUUUUUGCCAAACCAUUAACAGGUUACCAUCAACACGAUUCCACCAGCAAAGUCAAUGGGACUACGAGUAAGAUAAUAGGAGAUUUUGUUUCUCUUGAGGAGUCCAAACCCAGUCCUUGGGAUAUCUCUCACAACAACCCUGAUGCCCACUCAUACCACUCCCCUUUUCUUGGGACACAAGCAACUACGGACCCAGACAAUCCAGUUCUUCAAAAGGAAUCCGCAUACGUGGAUGGUAUGACAGAUGUUAGCUUGAAACAGCCAAGUGAAGGUGCAGAAGAAGAUCCCAUUCCAGAAAGGGAUUCAUAUAAAUUACUCAUUAAUCAUAGUCAUUAUCAGUCAGGAAGUCAUGUAGCUUCAGGAACAAGUAGAAUUGUAUCAUCAGAGUGGUCAUCUAAUAGACCUCCUAAACUUGAGGGAGAGGACCUGAUCAAGAGGAAUGUAAAUGUCAGGACCGAGAUACGCAGGGUUGACUGUAGAGCCUCUGAUUUGGGUUCCUUGAGUUUUGAUAUGACCACUGCUACUAAUGACUUAAAUAAAGGCGUCCCUCCUCUCUCCUCUCCUAAAGAUACAAGUCCCAACCCCAGUAAUAUCCCUAUUUGUACCUCUCCUGAGGUUAUUUUCGGACUUGCAGACAACUUGCCCAUGACUCCUGAACAUUGCUCUGCUGACUACGGCCAGGAGAACUUGAGUACUGAUGAGAGGGUACUUGGUCCGUUAGGAUCCCCUCACUCUCCUCUAGCCAUCUCACCCAAAAGGGAAAAUUCAGAAACAGACACAAGAAAAACCAUUGAUCCAGAAGAAAGGAUUUGGUGUGAUGAUAAGGCUGAAUUUCAUUCGGGAUCUGUAUCUGAAUUUGAAGUUUGGGGAGCAGGAGAGUCUCUGUCUUUGUCUCUGGGGAAGAAGUAUGAGUUAGAGGCAGAGCGUGUACUCAUGUGUGACACACAAGGCCGAAGGACACAGACUAGUGUGAAUCCUCUGCUGGGAAGUGAAGCAUGCCAAAAAUAUGACAACGCUCAUGGUUAUGUUCAGGAGAGAAAAGAUAACAGAAUAAAUGGAAAAAGGCAUCAGGCAGAAGAUAAAGAACUGAUAGCAGGUGGGACUUCUGAGUUCAACAUGGUUUGUUGGAAGUCCAUUGAGGAGAUCUCAGAGGCUGGUGGUGGAGAGAGGAGAUUCCCCCGCAAUGACUUCAAUGAUCUAAAUCAUGGCAAUGAUGGAGAUAACACAGAAAUGCAAAUACAAGUAACACGAAUGGACUCUAAUAAUAAUAAUAAUAAUGACUCUACCUUUGAUAUACAGCUAGUAGCAAUGAGUGAAGGUCUGAAUGCUCUGUCAGAGGCAGAUAGGCCUGAAUUUGGGAGUGUCAAGGUCAGAGAAUCCGUUUCUAAUAUUCCGCUAGAAGAGACGCCAUUAAUAGUUUCCAUCACAAUGCCUAAUGACCAAGAAGAACCAUUGAACGGUGCUAUGAAGCAAAUAUCAGACAAAACACAAACACCGUCCUCAAAGGAAGGUCACUAUAGCUUGCCCUUAAAUAACACCUGUUUAGGCAAAUCUGCAUCAACCCCAAAUCCAGAAAAAAGUCCAAAUCAACGGACAAUCACUCCAGAUGCUAUCACAGGAUGUUUUUUACUAAAUGGAUCCUUCGGUUCCUUUAUUCCUACCAAAUCUAAAUCUAAUGCAUCUGCACCCAUUCACGGUGCAAAAAAAAGUUUGCAAUCAGAACUGGAUGAGACAGUGGUGGUUCCUGAAACUGGAGCUCCCCCAAAAUGUAAUCCCAACCAUCUGAUUGACAGACAUGAUGCACCACAGUUUACAGCUGACUCUAAAGGACAGCAUAAUGUGAGUUUGAACUCAGGGAUAGACGAAGAAAGAAAUACCAAAAGACUGACUAAGAGAUGCACACAGAAUGAUAAAAAGAAAAAAGAAACUCCCUCUUUCCCACAGCCUACCCUGGAAGAUUUUGCACAUGGCUCUGCUAAGGGUGCACUUUGCCCAGAGAAAGCUGGUGCUGCUAAGAAAGGACGAAGACAGAAAAAACGAAAGGCCUUGGUCACUAGUUUGGACUGCAGCCCUGAAAUUCCUGAUGAUGAAAAGAACUCUCUUGCUACCAAACACACUUUAAUAGAUGGAAGCUCAAUGGCGAUUGGCGGCCUUUCAAAAACUAGUAAUGUUAAAAAGGCUAACAAUAUGUCAUCAGCUCAGUUUCAUGAGAAAAAGGACAAAUCUGAAUCACUGGUUCGAAAUGAAAAAUUGCAAAAUAACUUGAGCCGCAACUCUGACAAACCUACUCCAGAGAACCUCAAUACCGUAGAAGACAUUAACCAAGAUUCACACCAGGAACAAGUAGGCCUUGACAACAGAGCACAAAUCCUUGACAACAGACAAGAAGUGCUUGAUAACAGGCCACUGACAAAUUAUGGGAGAGGAAUCAGAGUGGACAUAAAUGAUAACAACAUAGAUGAGGAUCAGAACUCACCAUCUAACAUGCUACUCACUUCGUUUCCUUCUUCUGCGUCGCCUGUAUCCCCUUCCUCCUACAUCCCUCUAGCUUUGAUGGAGCCACAACAUGACCUUCCAAAACCUGUGCAAGAAUCCCAACCCGCACUUUUAGUCCACCAAUUGCCUUGUCAUGAGACACUUUACUCCACAUGUCUGACAAGUCAGCAAACACUUUUUCCCCAAUUUCCUCCCAAUGACGAAAACACUACUAUCACCCAUCCUGAACUAACUGAACCCGUUCCAAACAUUUCUUUACCCCCACAUUCAUUUGUGUCAUCCCAGUCAACUCAGGACUUAUCUUCAAUCCCUUUACCCCACACCACCAAAAAUGGUUGCCCAAAGGAUGUUCACAAAGAUUCCAGUCAAGCUGAGAGAUGCACUGACAGCGAGGAGGGUUGUAGAAUCUCUCCAUGUGUUCAAAAAGCAUCAGGAAACAAAAGUGGAUCUAUGGAGAAAACAGCAACAGCAUCCCAACAAAAGGAAACCUACCAAUUCUCUUCUCAUCAGUCAACCAACAAAGAGUCACACUGUUCAGUUAACCAAAGCCACACAAUUUCUGAAGACUUCAAAAACAGUUGCUCUCUAGUUGCCUCUUGUAAUGACUCAGAGAGUGAAGGCUCAGUCCCUGAUCUGGAGGAAGAGCCAGUGAGACCUCCUCAACUACAGUCCUUCUCAUCUGCAGAUGAAGUCCCAAACAAACCAAAACAGAGCCGGAGUGAGAAGAAGGCGCGCAAGGCCAUGUCUAAACUGGGCCUAAAGCCAGUCCACGGUGUGACCAGAAUCACCAUAAGAAAGUCCAAGAGUAUCCUGUUUGUCAUUAGCAGACCAGACGUGUUUAAAAGCCCUGCGUCAGAUAUUUACAUUGUGUUUGGCGAGGCCAAGAUUGAGGAUCUUUCUCAGCAAGCUCACAAAGCUGCCGCAGAGAAGUUCAAGGUGCCUGUGACGUCCACUCCCUUGGCACCCCCACUUCCCCCCAGCCUCAGCAUUAAGGAAGAGAGUGAAGAGGAGGAAGAGGAGGUGGACGACAGGGGUCUGGAGCAGAGGGACAUCGAGCUGGUGAUGGCCCAGGCCAACGUGUCUCGGGCCAAAGCCGUCCGUGCAUUGAAACACAACAAGAACGACAUAGUGAACGCUAUCAUGGAGCUGACCAUGUGAAUGGUGUGGGUGAUUUGAAGUUGACCUAUCCCUGCUUGACCCAAAGCCUAAACACUACUCUGUAUCGCUGCUACUGUAUGUUGCAUCACCAAUAGCUGCUUAAGAAAUAAAGUUUGUUAGAAUGCAAGCUUUGCUGAAAGAAAUGCACUGAUCCCUCCAGAACAUAAAACGCCCUGGCCCUUGAUCAGCUUUACAUUCUGUUAUCAGAUUCCUCAACAGCCCUACCCCCGUUAUUUUUGCUUGUCCCACACAAUGAGCAUGUUAAGCAUACAGUAACUUACUUCACCAUGCAUUCAAUCUAUUACAACAACAAUCUGUAUCUGAAAUUCUUUUGGCAAAGAAAGUUUAAAAUUAAACUUUUCUGCUACUAAUGACUAGUCCAACGUGUACUUAAAUAUUUUGUCCUCUACAAAAAUCUUAACUGCUGUUAAAACCGCACACAUAAAACUGUCCAUUAAAGGCCACCCUACACCUGAAUAACUACCGAUUUAUAUGUUUGAUAUAUUCAUUCAGAUGAAACCAAAUAAUUCUCAUUCAAAUCAAAAUUCUUCCACUUAGUUAUCUGUGAAUGUCAAGAAACUAUAAGACAAUACAAACUACUGCAACACAUCCUGGGGGGGGAAAUGUAUUUUAUUGUAUUAUUGGGAUAAUGACAGUUCUUACAGCUCAGGGAUGUGUAUCUUACACUUACUGGUUCAAACAUGAAUGUAAUACACAGUGUAAUAGAAGAGCUUUGGUAAAGCUCUUUUGAAAAUAUAGUAAGUUUGGCUUGUGAUUCUAUAUUGGAACUUGCACUUACAACAUUUAUCAUUCUUAAUCUAACUACUGCCACGAUAUCAUUCCGUUUUGUACAACAGCUGCUGAUGGGAUUCAUCUUUCUUAUUUUUUUUCCCCCUUUUGAGUUAUUACACAAAGCAUAUUAUUAAAAAUAGAUGACUAUUUGGUUUUGAAGACAAAACGAAUUACACUAAUGAUAUUUCUUCAAUAUUAUAAUCUUGUUUGAUCCAGAACCACAACAUAUUUGUAACGGAAAAACUAUCAACAAUAACAUCAAAUGGGAAAAUGGGUAACAAUGGCGAUAAUACAAUGAAGUACUUUUAGUUAAAAGUAGUUCCAAUAUGUAGUUAAAGAGAAAAUGUGAUGCAGCAGGAAAAACCAAGGAUAGUUUUUUUUGCAAAAUUUAAUUAAAGGGAAGUCACAAUUGUUCUGUUUUAGUAAAAUAUGUGAUUAGAAACACAUAAAAUAUUGCCAUUGAUUUACAAAAUCUAUAAUAUUUAGUACAUGUUUUGACCUACAGAGGUCGCCAUGUAUUAAGCGCGCACUGGACGCUCGGGGUGAUGACGUAGUUUGUCACUGUCACUAGACGAACACUACUAGGUUACUGGAAUUCCUUUUACGCGGCGAGAUGUCCAACACAUUCGCACAUCAGUUAAAAGAGGCGAGUACUUACUAUUUGUCUUUUUAUUGAGUCUUUUAUGACAUUUUCAUUGCCUCAAAAUACUUUUUGCUCGUUUUUUUCCUCUAAUACUGUUUAGCAUUGUGUUUUCUUGUGGUAGCUUUAAAGCAGAUUGUUGACCACAUUAGUCACGUAGCAUAUUUGAACCACCCUUAUUUUAUAUUACUAGGCUUAAGUAUUUUCUAAAGGCAUCUUUAGUACGUUCUGUCUGUAUGCAUUUAAAAAACAACAACAAAAAAAGCUGAAAGCGCACGGUAGUACUUUGGGUGUCAAAUUUACCUCCUGUAGGAUGUUCGCAGGUGUUGCACAUUUUUGCAAACCGUUUUUUUUUUCUACUCUCGUCUCGUCUCAUUCUGUCUUUUCUGUUCAUUUUUCUUUUGCUACUCAUUUUGUGAAAUAUCGACAGUGCUGUCAUUCUCAUUAAUGUUCCUCUCGGGUUCAAAUUAAAAGGGUUCAACAGAUGACAUGUUUAUGUCGCUUGAGUCAUAGUCUGGAAGCCGAGCAUUGUUACCAUGUGACGUCACCCCCCUGCGAUGUCAACAACAAUGGCAGCCUACUAGUUACACAAAUUUUACAAAUUG
Molecule: messenger RNA, 8578 nt
Organism: Corythoichthys intestinalis (scribbled pipefish)
Lineage: Eukaryota; Metazoa; Chordata; Actinopteri; Syngnathiformes; Syngnathidae
Gene: nacad
Product: NAC alpha domain containing
Exons: 10
Coding region: 314-6541 (2075 amino acids)
Biological process (GO): protein targeting to membrane
Cellular component (GO): cytoplasm; nascent polypeptide-associated complex
Source: RefSeq, a predicted model, not a curated record